Molecule: messenger RNA, 1737 nt
Organism: Pipistrellus nathusii (Nathusius's pipistrelle)
Lineage: Eukaryota; Metazoa; Chordata; Mammalia; Chiroptera; Vespertilionidae
Source: the annotation of a GenBank genome assembly
AUGCACUGGCUGCGGAAGCUCCAGGGGAUCUGCAUCCGAAGGAGGACGCAGAUGGCCUGUCGCACUGUCCACAUUCAUGCCAAGCAGCUGGCAUCACUGCAGUGGGGCCACCAGGAAGUACCUGCCAGGUUCAACUUCGCUAGCGACGUGAUGGAUUACUGGGCUGGCAUGGAGAAGGCCGGCAGGAGGGCGCCGGGCCCUGCGCUGUGGUGGGUGAGCGGCCGCGGGCAGGAGGUGCGCUGGGACUUCGGCCAGCUGCAGGAGCUCAGCCAGCGGACGGCCAACGUCCUGGAGGGAGCGUGCGGCCUGCAGCGUGGGGACCGCGUGGCCGUGGUGCUGCCCCGGGUGCCCGAGUGGUGGCUGGUGACGCUGGGCUGCAUGCGAGCAGGCCUGGUCUUCAUGCCCGGGACCAUCCAGAUGACAGCCAAGGACAUCCUCUACCGGCUGCAGGCGUCCAAGGCCAGGGCCGUCGUGGCCGGGGACGAUGUGGCCCAGGCAGUGGACACGGUGGCCCCCGACUGCCCAUCUCUGAGAACCAAGCUGCUGGUGUCUGAGCACGGCCGGGAGGGCUGGCUGCACUUCCAGCCGCUGCUGCAAGGGGCAGCCCCCGCUCACCGCUGCGUGGAGACGGCGGGCCAGGAGGCGGCGGCCAUCUACUUCACCAGCGGAAGCACCGGGCUCCCCAAGAUGGCAGAGCACUCCCACGCCAGCCUGGGCAUCAAGGCCAAGAUGGACGCUGGCCUGUGGAUGGGCCUGCAGGCCUCGGACCUGGUCUGGACCAUCUCGGACACGGCCUGGAUCCUGAACAUGUUGUGCUCCUUCCUGGAGCCCUGGACAGCGGGCGCCUGCGUGUUCGUCCACCUGCUGCCCAGGUUCGACCCCCUGGUCAUCCUGCAGGUUUUGUCCAGCUACCCCGUCAGCAGCUUGGCGGGCGCCCCGCUGGUGUACCGCAUGCUGGUGCAGCAGGACCUGUCCAGGUUCCGGUUCCCGCACCUGCAGGGCUGCUUCAGCGGCGGGGAGGCCCUGCACCCGGGCACGCUGGCCAGCUGGCGGGCGCAGACAGGCCUGGACAUCCGCGAGUUCUACGGCCAGACGGAGACGGGCCUCACCUGCAGAGUGUCCAAGACCAUGGCGGUGAAGCCGGGCCGCCUGGGGACCGCCGUGCCCCACUACGACGUGCAGGUCAUCGACGACCAGGGCCGCGUCCUGCCGCCAGGCGCGGAGGGCGACCUGGCCAUCAGGGUCAAGCCCCACCGGCCCAUCGGCAUCUUCUCCGGCUACGUGGACAACCCUGAGAAGACAGCGGCCAACAUCCGGGGGGAUUUCUGGCUCAUGGGAGACCGCGCCAUCAAGGACCAAGACGGCUAUUUCCAGUUCGUGGGGCGGGCAGACGACAUCAUCAACUCCAGCGGGUACCGGAUCGGGCCCGGGGAGGUGGAGGACGCCCUCAUGGAGCACCCCGCUGUGGCAGAGACGGCUGUCAUCAGCAGCCCAGACCCCGUCCGAGGAGAGGUGGUGAAGGCCUUUGUGGUGCUGGCGCCGCAGUUUGUGUCCUGCGACCCGGAGCAGCUCACCCGGGAGCUGCAGCAGCACGUGAAGUCGGUGACCGCCCCGUACAAGUACCCGAGGAAGGUGGAGUUUGUCUUGGACCUGCCCAAAACCGUGUCUGGGAAAGUCCAGCGGACGAAACUCCGAGACCAGGAGUGGAGGAGGCCUGGGCCAGCCCGGGCCCAGUGA